Homarus americanus (American lobster) is the source of this 1431-nucleotide messenger RNA. RefSeq names its product trihydrophobin-like. The transcript is spliced from 3 exons. Bases 96 to 1019 code for a protein of 307 amino acids. The record is from RefSeq and is a predicted model, not a curated record. Gene Ontology annotation, molecular function: chitin binding. Gene Ontology annotation, cellular component: extracellular region. NCBI's taxonomy places the organism in Eukaryota, Metazoa, Arthropoda, Malacostraca, Decapoda, Nephropidae.
CCCACCGCCGCCUCCACCAGACACACAUCUCUCCUGCUGGAAUUUCCAAUACUGGAAGUGAAGCUGUAAAGAACGUGUUGCUACACCUUCCAGACAUGGCUGCUGUGACACGCAAAGUUAUGGUGCUGGCUCUCCUGGGUGUGACCAGCGCCGCCUACCUCAACGACCUCCAGGGUCCUGCUGCCAACCAGUUCUCUCUUCCUAACGGUAACGGUGGAGGUAACAGAGGUUACGGUGGUGGUAACAGUGGAGGUAACGGGGGUUAUAGUGGUGGAAACGGUGGGGGUAACGGAGGCAACGGUGGGGGAAGUGGAGGCUACGGCGGUAGCAACGGUGGAGGCAACAGUGGCAACGGAGGAGGAUAUGGUGGUAGUAACGGCAGAGGUAACGGAGGAAUCGGAGGCAACGGAGGAAUCGGAGGCAACGGUGGAGGUAACGGAGGAUACAACGGAGGUAGUGGUGAUCCUAUUGCUGACCUCGCUGACGCCAUCCCUGGCGGUGGCGUCCCCGGCCAGGACUACCCCAUCCUCGCCUUUGUCCCCAACACCGGCUUCUCCUGUGACGGUCAACUUCCCGGCUACUACGCCGACACUGCUCCCGAGGCCGGCUGCCAGGUGUUCCACAUCUGUCAACAAGGUGGCAGGAUCGACUCCUUCCUGUGUCCCAACGGCACCAUCUUCAACCAGCAGUACUUCGUGUGUGACUGGUGGUACAACUUCGACUGUUCCACCGCUGAACAAUUCUACGACCUCAACUCUCAAAUUGGACAAACUAAUGGAAAUGGCAAUGGUUAUGGCACUGGAAAUGGUAAUGGCAACAAUGGUUACAAUGGUGGUAAUGGUGGCAGAUUUGGCGGUGCUUCAGGUCUUCAAGGAUCGUUCUCAACCACAUCUGGCGGAAGCGUCAAUGGUGGUUCUCCUUCCAGAUUGUAUGAUACCCCAACCAACAACGCCAACGGUGGUAAUGGCAACCAAAACAACCAAACUCCAUCUAGCCUCUACCAGACACCUGGCAAAUAAACUCAAUUGGUUAUGCUUCACGACAAAUUCUAAAUGGUGUUUUCGUUUAAUGACUUUUACAUCACAUUUUCCUAUUCUCCAUGUUAGUUGUCCUGAGAACACUCCGUCUUGUCCCUACAGCCAUUAAACGUAAACAUCAUUUAGAGUGAGACAAUAAGAGCUACACACCUGUUGAUGACUUACCUGUUCUUCUUAACUAAUUAGAGACUCGUCGACUAUUUUACUGUUAUUUCAGAUUUUAUGUAUAUAGUUAUAUAUUAUUUCCUAUUCGGUAUCUUACCAAAUUUCAUACUUAUUCAAUCUAAUAGGAUGUCUAUUAUGUUAGAGUGCGGUGUUACUCCGGUGCCAUAUUGAUCUGAGAACCUUUGAUAUGUUUUAUACGUGCAAUACAAAUAAAAAAUCAUAAACAUUA